CUAGAAAAGUCGGGUCUGCGUCUGGCGUGCGGAGUGUCAAUUUUGGUGGUAGGAAAUAAAGAUUGUGCAAUUUUGCCGAAAAACGCAACUUAGCGAAUUCAGUUCAUUUGUUAACGUUUGUUCUGCUGAAUAUAUUCGAUUCCGGCGCAAUGUCUGAGAGCGACUGGGAUACGGUGACCGUAUUGCGUAAAAAGGCCCCGAAAGCUUCCACCCUGAAGACGGAAACUGCUGUCAAUCAGGCUCGUCGGCAGGGAAUUCCGGUGGAAACUGUCCAAAAGUAUAAUGCCGGGACCAACAAGCAGCAUGCCGCCGUCAAAAACACCUCUAAGCUGGACCGGGAAAGCGAAGAGCUGAAGCAUAAGACGGUUUCGCACGAUGUGUCCAAGCUGAUCAUGCAGGGCCGCCAAGCCAAGGGGCUGAGUCAAAAGGAUCUGGCCACGAAAAUCUGCGAAAAGCCGCAAAUCGUCAACGAUUACGAAGCUGGCCGCGGCAUUCCGAACAACCUGAUCCUCGGAAAGAUCGAACGUGUGAUUGGAAUAAAACUACGGGGCAAGGAAAUCGGCACCCCUUUCGCGCCUCCCGGUAAGAAGUGAACCCUAUCGGGAGGCAAUAAUGCUUAAGCUCAACAACACCUAUCAGCGCAUACACACCCCUACAUAAACAUAAACAUUACACAAAAUACAUUACGUCUAGUGUGAGAAAAGUGUUUGAUAUCAACCAAUAUGACAGCAAACGAGGCAUUAAAAAUUCUCACAAAUGAAUCGCUUGAUUUUGCGUCGAUGGUGAAAACCCGAAACGUCUUGCGAGGAUAGAGUUUAUGCUUAUUGCACACCUUUUCCACACUUGCAUUAUGUUAGCGUUGCGGUGCAAAUCUAUCAGUAGAAAUUCAAAUGCAUCGGUGUAGACUUUUAGUACAACUACGAUUGGUGGCAAAAUUCUUGUAAAUGUUAUCCUUUUGGUCUCAGACUGCUAGCAGGACAUUUGAAAAAGUUUAUCCUUAUUAGAAUGUGAAUUAUGUGUAUCAACAAUAGAUUCAUUGUGGUUUAUUCAAUAAAAUUUCAAUGGUAAACUAUUUGCAGAGUUAAAAUUAAAAGCAGUGUGUGCAAUGUUUGAAAGGACAAAAAAUCGAGAAAAGAAAAACUCAUUAAAAUCUAACUAAGGAAUGAUCUAAUCAGAAAAGAUUAUCUUGUAUUAAACGCUUAAACCAUCUUCCCUAAAUUGAACUCUUAACAUAAAAUAAUGCUGAUCAUUACUAACUGGACUUACAGAAUCUAAUAUUCCCGAGGUCUACAACAUCUCUGGUUCAGAAUUUUCUCCCAAAUUUCUCAUCUAAUUUUCAAUAUUUGAAAUAUUUUCCACAGGAGCCAAGUAGACUUACUGGAUGAAUGAUUUGUGCUGCGCAACGGUGCCACUGCUUAUUGAUAAAAUGCUUUUCUGUAUAGGGAACAUUGAAUCAAGAAAGCACCAACAGGGAAUAUCGAAUUGGUUUUAAGUGUGAGUGUCUUACAAAUGAACAUCAAACGUUAAAGACUACAAAAAAUAGAAACAGUUGCAUUUGAUCGCAAAAAUGGCUGCUUUUUGUCGUUUCGUGAAAUUGGCUGGCAGUUCGCACAGCCACAGAUUCGUUUUAAGUAAAAUUUAAAUUAUUCUUUGUUAAAUUUUAAACGAAAAAAAAACCUAAAGCAAACAUCAUUAAUGAACACUAAAUUUUAGCACUCAUAGCAAGCAUCAAAAUGUUCAAAUAUUUAACAUUUAAAUAUCUAUAGCCACUGUCUGAUUCUUUUGAUGAUGAACAAAAUAAAGUGUAAACCUUUAAUCCAA
This is a messenger RNA of Uranotaenia lowii, 1821 nucleotides long. It is a transcript of the gene mbf1, whose product is annotated as endothelial differentiation-related factor 1 homolog. The record is from RefSeq and is a predicted model, not a curated record. The transcript is spliced from 3 exons. The coding region runs from base 150 to 593 and encodes 147 amino acids. Gene Ontology annotation, molecular function: DNA binding. Gene Ontology annotation, cellular component: nucleus. Lineage: Eukaryota; Metazoa; Arthropoda; Insecta; Diptera; Culicidae.